AUGACUAAAUCAAAUAUUAGUUAUGAUAAAAUUGUGUCUAUUUCAACUGAUGGCGCACCGGCAAUGAUUGGUAAAGAAAAGGGAUUUGUUAAGAGAAUCAAGGAUAAGAAUGCUGAAAUACUUUCAUAUCAAUGUAUAAUUCAUCAAACAUCCCUGUGUGGCAAACUUAGUACAACACUGAAGGAAGUAAUGGACAUAAUUAUCAAGUUGAUUAAUUUUUUGAGGUCCCGAUCUGCUCUUCAGCACAGGCAGUUUAAAGAUUUUUUAUUUGAAUGUGAUUCAGUGUAUUCGGAUUUACUUCAAUAUAACAAUGUCCGUUGGUUAAGUAAAGGCAAAGUGAUCGAACGUUUUUGGAGUAUAAAAGAAGAAGUUAUCACGUUCUUGGUAAACUUGGAUUCAGUAGAAUCAAAGCAGUAUCAUAAAUUCUUAACAAAUGAGAGCAAUAUGCUAUCUGUGGCGUUUUUAAAAGACAUUCUUGGAUAUUUAAAUGUACUUAAUACUGAGUUACAAGGGCAAAAAAAGUUAAUUUGUGAUCUGAUAUCAAGUGUAUCUGCUUUCCGACGAAAACUUGAAAUCUUUGAAGAAGAUAUAAAAAAUCAAGAUUUUAUUCAUUUUCCAACAAUCCUAGAAUAUAAAAAGACUCCCGACAUAGACUGCAGUAUGUUUUUAAGUUUUUUGUCGGACCUUGGUGAAGAAUUUCGUAAGAGAUUCAAAGACUUUGCAGAAAUUGGAAAACUGUCUCAAUUUUUAAAAAAUCCGUUUGAAGUUUCUCCGACUGGAGAAUGGAUUGACGUUGCUACAAAAUUAUUUAAACUUCCAAAAUCUUCACUUCAAAUUGAAAUUAUUGAUUUGCAAGAAGAUAUCUCAUUGCAAAUGUAUAAAACUUCGUCCACUGAAGAUUUUUGGAUAAAGCAUGUCUUGGAUAAAUACAUGAACUGUAAAACCCUUGCCAUAAAAUUAGCUACUAUGUUUGGCUCCACUUAUGUAUGUGAAACUUCGUUUUCAAAAAUGACGUUUUUAAAAAACCGAUACCGUUCAAGAUUAACAGAUCACCACCUUGAAAACACUUUACGCAUCAGUUGUUCUCCAAGAGUACCAGAUUUUAAAAAACUAGCUCAAGAAAAGAAAUGUCAUUUUUCUCAUUAA
Molecule: messenger RNA, 1146 nt
Organism: Sipha flava (yellow sugarcane aphid)
Lineage: Eukaryota; Metazoa; Arthropoda; Insecta; Hemiptera; Aphididae
Product: general transcription factor II-I repeat domain-containing protein 2A-like
Exons: 1
Coding region: 1-1146 (381 amino acids)
Source: RefSeq, a predicted model, not a curated record